AUGGUUCUUGAGCGAAAAAGAAAGUGUUUCCUUUUGAUCUUCACCAUGCGUCAUCGCUUGCUGCCCAGCGAGACCUUUGUCGGGCUUCGUUGCCAGCAGGGUACCGGUACCAGGACUGCUGCUGUCCAGGGCGGACUUGAUUCCAGGUUCGAUUGCUUUUUGCUGCCCCUCUAG
Molecule: messenger RNA, 174 nt
Organism: Plenodomus lingam JN3
Lineage: Eukaryota; Fungi; Ascomycota; Dothideomycetes; Pleosporales; Leptosphaeriaceae
Source: RefSeq, a predicted model, not a curated record